CAGCCGCGAGCAGUCAAGCCGUAGUACAACAAUUAUUUUUAUAAAAACAAUAUUAAAUAUGAAGCUGUUCGUGGUUGCCGCCGUGCUGGGAGUGUGCUCUGCCGCUCGCCUAGACAAUACCUACCUCCCUCCCAGAGGAGGCGCAGGCUCAGGGUUCGGAGGCAAUGGAUUCGGAGGAGGUGCCGGUGCUCCGGGUAGAUUUGGUAGCGCUGGCGGCUUCGGUGGAGCCGGAGGAGCUGGAGCUUUCGGAGGCGCCGGAGGUGGUGCAGGAUUCGGAGGUGCAGGAAGCUACAACGGAGGUGGAGGUGCUGGAAGUUACAGCGGCGCUGGUGGUGCUGGAAGCUACAACGGUGGCAAUUACAACGCCAGACAAUCAGCCGACGCUGGCGCUCAAAUCCUACGACUGAACAACGAAAUCAAUGGAGACAAUUUCGCUUACGACUUCGAGACAUCCAACGGUAUCCGUGCUGAAGCGUCCGGUGUGGCGACCAACGGUGUCCAGUCUCAGGGCAGUUUCGCUUACAAGGGUGAUGACGGUCAAGACUACAGCAUCACUUAUACUGCUGACGAGAACGGAUUCCAGCCCCAGGGCGCUCAUCUUCCCACACCUCCCCCAAUCCCGGAAGCCAUCUUGAAAUCCCUGGAACAGAACGCCCGCGAUGAAGCUGCUGGUAUCGUUGAUGAUGGAUCUUACCGCGGUGAGGGUGCCGGCGCUGGCAACGGUGGCUACUCGUCUGGACCUUCUGGUCAAUACGGCGCUCCCUCCGGUGGUUUCGGAGCUGGUUCCAGAGGAUCAGGUUUCGGUGCCGGCAGCACUGGGGCUGGCGGUUCCGGUUUCGGCAAUGGCGGUUCUGGUUUCGGUGCUGGCGGUUCUGGUUUCGGUGCCGGUGGUUCCGGAUUCGGCUCCAGGGGUACCUCCUUUGGUGCUGGCGCUACUUCUCGUCAGUACCUGACCCCUAACGCCGGCCCCAGAGGAUCUGGCAAUGGAAACUAUAACUCUCAAACAGGAUACCGUUAUUAAAUAAUCAAUAAUGAUGACGAGGGAUAGUUAAUAAGGUUUGAAAUGCGCUUUUAGAAUAUCUUUUAGAUCUAAUAUUACUCUUUCCUUUAAACCACCGAUAUGAAGAUGAACAUUACUAAAAGAAUGCGAUACACGAUUGUAAUAUUUUGUCAAAUCGCAAGGUUUUGGAACGAGAUGGUUUUUUUUUUCUUUUACGCGUCAUAUUUCUUCAUACUUUUCUUAUUACUCCCUCUAUCGUCAUUAUUUGUUAAACCGGCGACGAAUUAAGCUAUGAACCGAUGUUGUGAUGAUUAUUUAAAUACUCAAUGUCUAUUUACAAAUAGAAAUUCUUCUUUAAAGUCAUAUACUCUGUUGAUCUCAAAAUCAUUCUUAUCCAUUAUCUAUUUUCAUUAUUUUUCAAUUGUUUAAAAAAAAAAACUUAGAAAUAGUUUAUACGCGGCGUUGUAAAUGGACAGUACUAGUUGUAAGAAAAAAAUGUAUAAAAAAAAUUAUACGAUGCUAUAGUUUUAAGUUUGUAAAUAUGAAUAUAAUAAAGAGAAUUUAGCAAA
Papilio xuthus (Asian swallowtail) is the source of this 1569-nucleotide messenger RNA. It is a transcript of the gene CPR15, whose product is annotated as cuticular protein RR-1 motif 15. Gene Ontology annotation, cellular component: chitin-based extracellular matrix. Gene Ontology annotation, molecular function: structural constituent of chitin-based larval cuticle. The coding region runs from base 59 to 1021 and encodes 320 amino acids. NCBI's taxonomy places the organism in Eukaryota, Metazoa, Arthropoda, Insecta, Lepidoptera, Papilionidae. The record is from RefSeq and is a predicted model, not a curated record. The transcript has 3 exons.